UCAGGCACAGAUGUAGCGAAUAGAGCUCUUGGCAGAGGCAGGAUCUAUUUCUUAAAAACAUUCUUAGAAGAUUACUUCCAAAAUGCAGCAGUUUAGAGAGGUUUUAGCACUUUUCCUAGGUUUUGGGGGCUGGAUACUGGCUUAUGUUUCACUAGAGAAUCAUUAUUGGAAAGAAGCGACCCAAGAUGGGAGCGUAAUUUCAACCUCUGGUGUCUAUGAGAACCUAUGGAUGUCUUGUGCAACCGAUUCUAUGGGGGUCUAUGACUGUUGGAAUUUUCCAUCCCUCUUUGUUCUCCCAGGGUACAUCCAGGCCUCCCGAGCACUGAUGAUUGCCUCCAUUGUGUUUGGGACGUUUGGCCUUGUGGCGACUCUUGUGGGGAUGCAGUGCAGCAAAGUGUUGGGAGAAAACUACGUUUUGAAAGGCAGGAUCGCAGUGAUCGGAGGGGUGUUCUUUUUACUUCAAGGGCUUUGCACCAUGAUUGCUGUGUCUUGGUAUGCAGCCAACAUCACUCGGCAGUUCUUUGACCAGCUUUAUGUAGGAACAAAGUAUGAGAUUGGACAGGGCCUCUAUAUCGGCUGGUCGUCUGCUUUACUUGCCCUCUGUGCAGGCUCCUGCCUGUUGCGUGCUUGCAAGCAAAACUCUUCUGAUAAAAAGAGCGCCUACCCAUACCAGACAGCCUCCAGAGGACAUGUGCUGUCAACUGUGGCAACGUCUCAGUCUGCACCAGGCAACUAUGGCAGGUGCGCUUAUGUCUAAGAGGCCUCCAAGCAAAAGUGACUUGUGCAGAUCCUUUUUGUUCCUUAACUAAUGAAUGUUUAAAUGUAUAAAUGUAUAUAUACUAAGAAAUGACAUGCUAAUAAUUAAUGGCAUUUUAUUUUCUGAAUUUGCUAUCAACUGUAUCAGAUAUUUUAACUCAACCAAUGCAAUGUGAGACUUGUAAUGUAUAAACUGCUACAGCCAGGUUCCUUUCUUUCUGUGUGUUUAAAUUAUUUGCAAUGAAUCACAAUCAAUCUGCUUAAAGUUUCAGAAUCCCAUAUUUUUUGUACAACUACAGUAGCUAAGACUGAACUAAGAAUAUGUGAUCAUUUUAAUUGGAACUGUAAUGUAUAUGCACCAAGCUUUUAAUGUCCUUUUUAGUAUAAAACACAUUUGUCAUA
Messenger RNA from Girardinichthys multiradiatus, 1158 nucleotides. Its product is annotated as claudin-15-like. The transcript is spliced from 5 exons. The coding region runs from base 83 to 757 and encodes 224 amino acids. Gene Ontology annotation, cellular component: bicellular tight junction; plasma membrane. The record is from RefSeq and is a predicted model, not a curated record. Lineage: Eukaryota; Metazoa; Chordata; Actinopteri; Cyprinodontiformes; Goodeidae. Gene Ontology annotation, molecular function: structural molecule activity. Gene Ontology annotation, biological process: cell adhesion; bicellular tight junction assembly.